AUGAUGACUCGAUCGUUACUAGUAUGGACUGCGGCACUAGCAUUGGCGUCUUCUGUGGAUGCUGCCACCAAGGUUGCCGUCAUUGAAUUGGGACCUACUGGAACCGUUCACCGUGCCAAUGCAGGACACCCGGAAACGUCGGCUGCGGGAGUCACUUCCUUUUUCCAAGCGCUUCACGGCGGACGUAAAUUGCAAGAAUCUGGAAUGGCAGUCGUUCCUGAUCUCUUCAAUAAGCCAGAGAGUAGUGUAGUUGUCAGUAUUUCUGGUGCUGAUUUGGAGAAUAUGCCCGAAUUGAAUGCCAUGAUGUCGAAUGAGGAUGAAACUGUAGGACACUUGAAAUGCCACGGAAAGAAAUCCAAAUCGAUCUUGAAUGGAGUCAAAAAUGUGGACAAUGUCGAGGAUAUUUCUUCACUAAAGCUUAGUGUUGAAUCCAAGGCCAAGGAAUCUGGUAUUUCCGGAGUUUCAUUCCAAGUUGCUGAUAAGGAACAAGCUGCGGAUGUGGAUGCCCAAGUCUCGGGAAUGAUCAAGGACAUGAAGAAGUCAUGCAAAGAGAAUGGAAACAAGGUCGUUCUUCACUUGAUGGUGGAAGAUAUUACUGAAGAUGAACAUGAUGCUAAUGAAUUCACUAGCCACCGUCGUCUUCAAGAAGAUGACGGAGAUGAAAACAAUGGUUACUAUGGCUACAAAUACUACAAUGCCUAUGGUGAAUUGAUAACUACCUACAAGACCAUGUUCCAAAUCCAAUAUUUCAACGUUGUAUUGUGGACAGCACUUGGAUUGGUCAUCACCUUGAUCUAUUCCUUUACUCUUAUGCUGGGUAUGCCACUUAUGCCCGAUACCUUGCUGUUUGGAGAAUCUGCCAAGGUUCCAUUGGAUGAGUAA
This is a messenger RNA of Cylindrotheca closterium, 882 nucleotides long. The record is from the annotation of a GenBank genome assembly. Lineage: Eukaryota; Bacillariophyta; Bacillariophyceae; Bacillariales; Bacillariaceae.